CACCAGCAGAUCACUGAGCAAGGAUACCCGACUGAAGGAGGAGGAUCUGGAAUCAUCCCUGCUCUCCUCCCGUUUGACUCGACGGACCCGCUGCCAUGAAUCACAGCAAGGACGAAUUUGAGCCUUUUGAAUAUUCUUACUAUGAUUAUUUCAGACUGGUACUCCAACAACGCAGGAGCCAACAAAACCACCCCAAGAAGUUAUUUUUACCAUGCGACCCAACAGCAGACGACAAGUUCUUCACAUAUGCAUGCCUUGUCGAUAUCUCUGGUGAUCAUGUUAAUCCUGGCAGCUCUCACCAGGAAAAACAAAUUCUGCCAAGGAUUCACAAGAGGAUCCUCCAGUAUCUUCAGUCCAGCCAACUUCCUGGACCAGACUCAGAAAAAAGGCCUGGUCAUGGCUGUUUUUGGACUGGUGUUCAGCAAGCUGGCGAUGUUGGUGAUCGCCCCAGACCCUCUGCCUUUCUACAAAGAUACUCCAGCAGACUUUAAAGAGUACAUGAAGAUAAUGGCCAUCUUCUACUAUCCUGUCCUGUAUUAUCCUCUGUUGGUCUGUUGCACUCUGCAGCACAAAGCAGGUUAUGUGUUCGGGACGCUCCUCUCAUUCAGUCACUUCGGCGUCCUGGCGUGGCAGAAGUUCGACUGUCCAAAGACUCCACAGAUCUAUAAGUACUACGCUCUGCUUGCCAGUCUGCCUCAGUUGGCCUGCCUUGCAUAUCUCUGUGUCCAGUUUCCUUUGCUGUUUGUCAAAGGACCAAAAACUGACGAGGACCUUGACAGCAGCUACUACACCGAAUAUGUAAAGUUACUUCUCAAGAAAAAGUCCUCAACUGCCAGCUCUUCAACUACAGACAAACCAACGCUGGCAGAGAGAAUACUGGAGGUGCCUAAGAGUUAUAUUUAUAUAUCAGAAAAAGUGUUUCGUUUUCCACUCAAACUGGCUAUAUCAGCAUUUGUUGCCCUUGUGGCGAUAUAUCACACGGCGUUGUUGUUAGUCGUCCUCGUGGUCCCCACUCUCCAUAUUGUCCAUGCUGGUAUCGAUGAAAACAUUGCCUUCCUGUUACUGGGGUUUGGCAUCGUCCUGUCAGACGACAGGAUGGAGGUCGUCAGAAUUGUGACCUUCUAUACGUGGUUGCUGGAAGUGUGCUACCUCUGUGCGAUGACCCUGUCUUGUUUGGUCAGUCUCGUCAUGCUCAUGAAGUCCAUGAUACUUCACAGGUCAAACCUGAAAGGACUGUACAAGGGAGACAUUUACAGCAUUUAUAACAGCCAGAAGACCAUCCAUCCAUCUAAACCUGGUAUUGUCUGUUGGAUGGGUUUGGCUGGAUACCAGGCUGCCAUCGUCUGCCUUGGAAUGGCGAUUCAGACGGUGGUGUUUUUCAUCUGCUUCUUGUUCCUGGUGUUUUUGAUCAUCAUCCCUGUUUUCUACGGCCGUAAUAUCAUCGUCUUUGAAAUCGCGGGGAAGGCAUGGCCGGGCUGGGUCACACUGAUCCUGGUUACUGUGCUUCAACAUGUGACUGCUAAGUUUGCUUUCAUUAAAAAGGAAGCUGGUACGAGAGACUUGAACAACAGAGAGAGUCUCUUCCUCCUGACGUACCUGCUGUUCCUGAUCAACACUGUGCUUGGACUGAUAGUCGCUAUAUGGAGAAUAGUGAUAACAGCUUUGUACAACAUCGUCCAUCUUGGUCGUAUUGACGUCAGUCUGCUGCACCGCACCGCAGAGUCCCACGACCCAGCCUACCAAUACUACACACACUCCCUGAAGGUGGAGGUCAGUCAAUCACACCCAGUGAUGAAGGCUUUCUGCGGGCUGCUGCUGGACAUUAUGAUCGAAGGUGGCAGAGCUGGACAGAAAAUAAGAGACGCAGAGGAAGGGAUUCAGGACAAUAGGCCCAACAAGGGGACCAGCCGGCAGAGGGUUCGAUCUCGCUGGCAGCUGCUGUACACGCUGGUCAACAACCCGUCCCUGCUGGGCUCCAGGAAACACUUCCAGACACUGCACACCUCGGAGAGCAUCCUGAACGGGACCCCCAACCGCAGCUCCAAAAAAGGCAGCAAGAAGGAGGCCGUCAAGCCUGCCGCUGAGCCAGACCAGUCCACUGAGACCCCGACAAACCAAGAUAAAACCGAUUGAGAUCCAUAAUCUACUGUAUAUAGUGUGGCCGGCAGUAUACUCCAAACUAAUACUAAUACUUCCUGCAUGAAACACAUGAACAAGCUAAUUAUUAUAUAAAAAAGCUAAUUAUUGCGACAAAGCACACUUCGCCACUGCCGGGUGUGAUUUUGGCAUGAGGCGACUAAAGCAUUUGGUUAAAUUUGGGAAAGAUCGGCUUGGUGAUCAAUGCCAAAAGCGGAGCUGUUUUUUGGCUGCAAACCUACCGUUUUGUUUUUGUGUGUGAACACGUCUGAUGUGAUCUUGUUUGGAGUAUUCUGCCACUGUCAUUGACAUGAUGCUAGAUUUUAACACUGUCCAGAUGAGGACACUAGAACUACAACGUCAGUCAAAGUUUAUCCAGAGAGUUUUUAAUGAAGGUCAAAUCAGGAACAUGGUGGCAAAUUUAAAGCCAGCAGCAUUUUUUUUAAUGUAAACUGGGAAAAAAAAGUUCGGAAACUUGUGUUUGGUGGAUUAUUUCUCUGUUGUUACAAUGCUAAUUGGUAUUGUAUUUUACAUC
Messenger RNA from Sebastes umbrosus (honeycomb rockfish), 2671 nucleotides. Its product is annotated as receptor for retinol uptake stra6-like. NCBI's taxonomy places the organism in Eukaryota, Metazoa, Chordata, Actinopteri, Perciformes, Sebastidae. Gene Ontology annotation, molecular function: retinol transmembrane transporter activity; signaling receptor activity. The transcript is spliced from 17 exons. Gene Ontology annotation, biological process: vitamin A import into cell. Bases 142 to 2133 code for a protein of 663 amino acids. Gene Ontology annotation, cellular component: plasma membrane. The record is from RefSeq and is a predicted model, not a curated record.